Molecule: messenger RNA, 4024 nt
Organism: Gasterosteus aculeatus aculeatus (three-spined stickleback)
Lineage: Eukaryota; Metazoa; Chordata; Actinopteri; Perciformes; Gasterosteidae
Gene: frmd4bb
Product: FERM domain containing 4Bb
Biological process (GO): establishment of epithelial cell polarity
Cellular component (GO): bicellular tight junction; adherens junction; cytoskeleton
Molecular function (GO): cytoskeletal protein binding
Source: RefSeq, a predicted model, not a curated record
CGGGUGAAGGCGUGGUGAGUGUGGCUCAAUGCGAGGCCGGCGUGUGCGCUACAGAGCCGCCGGGAGGAUGAACGCGGACGGCGGCUGCACGGCGGCUCCCCUCGCUGGCAGAAGCGACCGGGGAGAAUGCUGAGCGGGGCGGUGAUCGGUGUGCACGGGCAAGCGGUACCUCAUCAAUACCUGCGCGGGACAUAAGCAGAUCGAAGAUGGCCGAGGGCAGACUGUGCCAAGUGCAUCUGCUGGAUGACAGGAAGCUGGAGCUGCUGGUUCAGCCAAAGCUGCUGUCCUACGAACUCCUGGACUUGGUUUCUUCCCACUUCAACCUCAAGGAGAAGGAGUUCUUUGGACUGGCGUUUUUUGAUGAGCACGGUCAGCGUAAGUGGCUGCAGACGGACCGCAGAGUUCUCGACCACGACUUUUUGAAGAAGUCCGGGCCCGUUGCCCUAAACUUCCUGGUCAGGUUUUAUGUAGAAAACAUUACACAGCUCAAGGACAUCAUCACCGUGGAGUUAUUCUUCCUCAACGCAAAGUCUGCUGUCUACAACGGGUUCAUCGAAGUGGAAAGUGAGAAUGUCUUCAAAUUAGCUGCAAAUGCUCUGCAGGCGGCGAAGGGAGACUACACAAGUGAUGAAAACACAAGAGCCGACUUGAAGAAACUACCAACUCUUCCUACCAAAGUGCUCAAGGAACACCCAUCAUUUGCAUACUGCGAGGACCGAGUGAUUGAACACUACAAACAGCUGAAAGGAGUCUCUCGAGGACAAGCUAUCGUGCAGUAUUUGACGUUGGUGGAAUCUUUGCCCACGUACGGCGUGCAUUAUUACGAAGUGAAGGAUAAACAAGGGAUCCCGUGGUGGCUCGGAAUCAGCUACAAGGGCAUCGGCCAGUACGACCUGCAGGAUAAAUUAAAACCUCGAAAGCUUUACCAGUGGAAGCAGCUGGAAAACUUGUACUUCCGGGAGAAGAAAUUUGCCGUAGAGGUUAACGAUCCACACAGGAGAGCAGUCACCAAAAGGACUUUUGGGCAGACUGGCCUACUCAUCCACACGUGGUAUGCCAGCCAUUCUUUAAUCAAAACCAUUUGGGUCAUGGCCAUCAGCCAGCACCAGUUCUACUUGGACAGGAAGCAGACCAAAACUAAAUUAGGAACAGCAAGAAGUGUGGACGAAAUUGCCAUGGACCUCACGGAGCACGGAGGAGCAAAGAUAAACAGAUUGGGAGAUGCAGGCCUGAAGAAUAACUUAAUAACAGCCAGCAAUGGGAGUCUGGUGUCCACAGGUUCGGCCGACUCUGAAAUAAGUGAAGAACAGAAGAAAGAGAAACUCUCUGAACUGAGAAAAAAAGAGAUUGAGCUCCAAGAUAUUUUGGCCAAGAAAACAAAAGAACUGAAGAAGAUCUGCUUGAGAGAGGCGGAGCUGACCGGCAAGCUGCCAAAAGAGUAUCCCCUCUCUUCAGGUGAAAGACCGCCGCAAGUCAGACGGCGCGUUGGCACCACGUUCAAGUUGGACGACCUCUUCCCUUACAACGAGGAUCCCUUCUUGAGAAACCUGGAGAGCAGAUUUGCCCUGCAAAAAAAGAUUGUGGAGGCGGCAAAAAAGCUCGCGAAUGAGGCAGAGCUGUGCAAAACUGUCAAGAAGAAGAGGAGGCGGAACUGUUUGGAUGCCAUGCAGAAACUCCAGCAGAUAGAGGACGAGAUGAACCAGUACCGGAUCAAGAAGGGGAAAAAACCCACACAGCGGGCCUCAGUGAUCAUUGCCGAUGAGCUUGUCCGUUCAGACUGCAGCUCUUUGUCAAGUCUCCCGCUGGAUGACGAUGACUCAGACGGGGUCAGUCAGCGGCCGCGGUCACGAUCGGUGCAAGGCUCCCCUCAGCUGAGUCCCAUGCGCUCGCCGGGAGCAGAAUACGAGGCGGAGAGACAAGGACCCCCGAGGGACGAUCACCAGAACAAGAACCACAGCAGAUUAGCGUUUGAAGGCCAGGAUGCUUCCCACUAUUGCCACAGCCCGAGAGAGGUCUCCUCCACCCACAGUAGUCCCUAUAAAACCCUUCCCAGACCUGCCAGGGAUCCACGCAGCAUGCCUCCCACCCCGGUUAUGACCCGCAACGCCUACAGCAGCAGUCAGCUCAGGUCGGAGGGGUCUCCUCACGGCUUCAGGCACCGCAGCGGAAGCCUGGAGGCGCAGCCUCGCCCGAGGAAGGACGCCGACUCGGAGAAGCCCGUCUUUGUCCUGUCACCGGCCCACCGCAGCAACAGCACGGAGGUGUUAGAGGACUGCUCCUCCUACACCAGCCAGUCCAGUCUCGACUACUGCGGGGCGGCCCACUCCCACUACGGCACGCUGGACUCCCGGACCUCAACCAUGCAUCGUCUCCACAGGAAGGUGGAGGUGUACGGGAACACCGGGAGUAUGCCCAACUUGGUCCAGCACCAUUCUGGUUGCAGUUAUUCGUGUGAGAACUCAGCACACUACACGCCCAGUGCCUACUACGUCACCGGCUACCCCUGCCCGGACAUGGAGCCUUACGCUAACGGUGCCUACGGGUAUGAGAAUGACGUAGAGGGCCACUACAACGUCAACCCUUCCUACCAAAUAAAUGGGUAUCACGGACAUGACAGAUUCAGGAAUUACAGCAGCGAGCGGGCAGACAGUCUUUCCCAAAAUCCCUACGCGACGAUGAGGCCUCCGCGGACCAGGGAGGGGCCCAGAAACGAGCUGCUGGCCAAGAACAUGCAGAAGGCCCUGGUGGCGGAGCACCUAAAGGGGUGGUACCACCGCAGCAGGGGCCACAGGGAGGGAGGCAGGGGGAUGCUGGCUGGAUACGACUUCGACAGCGGCUCUCAGCUCAGUCUGGGCUACCAGACCAUGCCAGCGGCGUUCAGCCACUCCAGCAGAACCACGUCCUUUUCCUCAGUGUCCUCGGUGGAGAGCGCCGGGAACUGGCGCAACCAGCUGGCGGUCGGCCUGACCGAGUACGACGCGCCCGACGCGGCGCACUGCACGCACCCCGGAGCGCCUGCCUCUCCCUGCAACCGCAGUCCCUCACACACCAGGUCUCCUCCAGAAAGCAAAGUCUCUGACAUAAUGCCUAAACAAUCUGAGUCAGUUGCGGCGGUUGGCUCUCGGGCCGCUAGUGCAGACGAACCAUCAGACAACCGCUCUAGCACUUAAGGUUUUCACCUGGAUGGAAGCUACAUGAGUAUCCACUGAAGAGUGAACACAAGUACAGCCAGCAGCACAUGGAGACACAGGCUGGACACAAACUGCUGUUGCUUUCUUGGGCGAUGUUCUGGUUUUGGUGGCGUCUACGUGUCCUCAUGUUUAAGUAACCUCUGAACACAGCGAUGGCACUCUUCAAUGACUUUCCCAUGUGCCUUGGAUUGGAUGAAUUUUACAGGCAGAUGAGAAUGUGUCGAGGAACUUCUAGAUGUUGCACAACCACACUGGGCUCGAACCCUAUUGUGUUUUAAAGAUGGGGGGAAAAAAAGAGGCAAUGUGAUUUUACUGAAAUACAACUCUGUGUAUUUUAACGGGAACUAUCUUCUGCCUUAUAAAAAAAACAGUAGGUUAUAGAUUAAAAUGAUUUUCACCACAUUCAUCUCAGUAAAGUAUGAUCAAAAAUAGAGUUAAAAACAUCCACAUAGAAGACCAAGCUUGAACAAAAUGAAAUUAACUCAUCAUUCAUUAGAGCAGACUAUUUGAUGAAUUUCCAUUUCUUUCUUUUGUUAAACCUUCAAUCAGAAUGUAUUAUGUCAAUAUUGUUUAUAGAACCAUUUGUCUUUGUUGGUGGCGUAAUGUGUUUUAAAAAAAUGCAUGGUGAGAAUAUCUUUUUUUUUUUUAAUCUAAGAACUUCUUUUUAUACUAACAGAAGACCACUGCCGUGAAAACCAUAACAUUCAUGUCCUGUAGUUUGUUUUCUCACAUAUUGUACAGUCAGUGUGUAGUUCUAUGUUGUUAGACGUUGUCAUCAAAUAUUUUCCACUGGGAACAAAGAUGUGAAUAAAUGAAAACGUGUGACACAUAAA